UUCCCCCCGGUCAGGAUGUGGCUGUGGCUGCUGGCGCUGCUGGGGCUGUGGCUGCUGCGGCGAUGGCACCGUGAGCGGCAGACGGUGCCCGGCCUGGAGGAGAAGUUUGUGCUGAUCACGGGCUGCGAUUCGGGCUUUGGCAACCUGCUGGCCCGGCAGCUGGACGCGCGGGGGCUGCAGGUGCUGGCGGGCUGCCUGACGGAGUCGGGGGCCGCACGGCUGCGGGCGGCUGCCUCCUCGCGCCUGCAGACCGUCCUGCUGGACGUCACCUCCAGCAGCAGCAUCGCCGCCGCCGCCGCGUGGGUGCAGGAGCGCGUGGGGCAGAAAGGGCUGUGGGGGUUGGUGAACAACGCCGGCACUGCCAACCCCACCGCCCCCAACGAGUGGCUGAGGAAGGAAGACUUCAUGGCGGUGCUGAACGUCAACCUGGUGGGGCUGAUCGAGGUGACAGUCAGCAUGCUGCCGCUGCUGAGGCGGGCGCGCGGCCGCGUGGUCAACGUGUCCAGCAUGAUGGGCCGGCUCUCCGGCUUUGGGGGGGGCUACUGCCCCUCCAAGUUCGGUGUGGAGGCCUUUUCCGACAGCCUCAGGCGUGAGAUGCGACCCUUUGGGAUGAAGGUCUCUAUCAUUGAACCCGGUGGAUUCCGAACGGGGAUGACCGACCCCAAAGCGGCAGCAAAGGAACUGCAUCGCCUCUGGGCGCAGCUGCCGGCAGAGACCCGGGCAUCCUACGGCCGCCGCUACCUCGAGACCUACGCCCGUCGCAGCGCCCUCCUGCACCGCCUCAGCAGCCCCCGCCUGUCCCGCGUCACCGCCCGCGUGCAGCACGCGCUGCUGUCCCGCAGCCCCCGCAGCCGUUACGCAGCCGGCUGGGACGCGCUGCUCUUCCUGCUGCCUCUCAGCUACUGCCCGACGUGGCUCUGCGAUGCCUUCGUCGCCUUCCUGAUGCCAAAACCGGACUGCGGGACACCCUGAGCGCAUCCCUGUGCCCGCUCCGUGCUGCACGCGGGGCUCCUGCGGGUGCAGGACCUCAUUAAAUGCGUUUUUCCCUUCUA
Molecule: messenger RNA, 1052 nt
Organism: Tympanuchus pallidicinctus (lesser prairie-chicken)
Lineage: Eukaryota; Metazoa; Chordata; Aves; Galliformes; Phasianidae
Product: retinol dehydrogenase 7-like
Exons: 4
Coding region: 16-972 (318 amino acids)
Source: RefSeq, a predicted model, not a curated record